AUGCCCCGGAACGGCUGCCCCGAGGGAGCCGGGCGCCCAGCGGCCGCGGCCCCGACGUCUCACCUUUCUGAUGCUCGCCCCGGGGCCGUCCCACAUGGAUUUUUACAACCUCACGUCUCCUUGGCCCCGGGCGGCCGGGAGGAGCCGGAGCCGGCGCCAGAGCCGGAGCCCGAGCGUGCAGGAGCGGGAGGAGGAGAAGGAGGAGCGGGGCGGGGAGGGAGGGAGCGAGCGAAGGAGGAAGGGCGCCGCUCGCAGGGCCGAGGCCGGGCGCCGGGCCGGGCGGGGCCGACGGCCGAGGGGGCGGCACCCGCCGCAGUCCCGAGACGCGCGCUCGCGCGGGCGCAGCCAGACCUGCGCUCCGCCGCGCCCCCAGCCCCGCCGCUCCGCGCGCUCGCUCGCUCGCUCUCCGCGGCCCUGACUCACAUUCCCAGCAUUCCCGAGGAGCCGCUAGGGGGGCCGGGGCUGGGACGCGGGCACCUCCGCGGGGGGCAGCAGAGAGCGCCCGGCCCGGGCAAGGUGCGGGCGCUGGGGGUUUUCGAGCGCCUCUGCCCCGGAGGCCACCGUCUCUGA
Molecule: messenger RNA, 570 nt
Organism: Rangifer tarandus platyrhynchus (Svalbard reindeer)
Lineage: Eukaryota; Metazoa; Chordata; Mammalia; Artiodactyla; Cervidae
Source: the annotation of a GenBank genome assembly